AUGCCAUCAGAAUCAUUGCAUCAUCUUGAGUCCAGUGGCGGUCUUCUUGCUAUUGUCAUUGUCAUCGUGUGGAUGGGUGCUCAUGAUUCACCUAACCGAGGGUCGACCAUAUCUGAUACUUCUCAUCCGACAGAUCAGCACGUUGCACGUUCUUCGAGUGUUACUCGUGAGUUCAAGCUUUCUUUUUCUUCUUCUUCAUAUCUCUUUCCUUUCAGUUUCUUGUUCUUAGUUUCGCUGAGGAAAAGGACCAGGGCAGUGAGCGGCAAGCAAGCUUUAAUGGCUGAUCAAAGCUCCAAAAAAUCCCCAGCUGCCCAGAAUUACGCUAAACCAAUCCCAUCCUUCUUUGGUUCUCCAAGAUUCAAAGCUUUCACUUCAAAAGCCAUCCCUGAAACUGAAGCUAUCAAGAGCCCUGCUUCAAUCCUCGACAACAAACUACUAUUUCCAUUUUGUAAUCCCUUUGCGUUAAACCUACCAAAAUCCCCAGAAGUUUUCUCACCUGAAAAUUCAGAACCGAAAGGCAUCGGGCUUGCUAUACUCGAUACAUCCAUCAAUGAUAACCGAGGUGAAGAUAACAGUUGUCGCGAGUCUAAUAACAAGAAAAAGGUCUUGCUCGGGACGGAGCUCAGAGUUCAGAUUCCACCACUCCCACAUACUCAUUUUGGAACAAAGACCAGGAAUUCAUCAGGUAUCCAUACGAAGGAUUCUCCUUGCAUUCCGGUUACUGAAAUGGAGCUGUCUGAGGAUUAUACAUGCGUGAUAUCUCACGGUCGGAAUCCCAGAACCACAGAUAUAUUCGAUAACUGCGUGGUCGAAAACUACUGCAGUGUGCCAGUGCCAGAUAAUAAAGUGAAGACAACAUCCGAGAGUUUCCUUAGCUUUUGUCACACAUGCAAGAAGAAUCUUGAACAGAAAAUUGACAUUUACAUUUACAGAGGUGAGAAGGCUUUUUGCAGUUCGGAGUGUCGAUAUCAAGAGAUGCUCCUGGAUGGAGAAGAGUUCACUACUGCUUCAAGAAAUUAUUUCUGAAUAUUGCAACCAAAGUCAUUGAUUAUGUAAACCAAAUAUUGUGGUAUCUCGUUUUGUUUCUCUUUUGCUUUUGUUUUACCCUUUCCCUGCAGAUAAGACAUACGAGAG
This is a messenger RNA of Hibiscus syriacus, 1134 nucleotides long. Its product is annotated as FCS-Like Zinc finger 8-like. NCBI's taxonomy places the organism in Eukaryota, Viridiplantae, Streptophyta, Magnoliopsida, Malvales, Malvaceae. The record is from RefSeq and is a predicted model, not a curated record. The transcript is spliced from 4 exons. The coding region runs from base 1 to 1026 and encodes 341 amino acids.